UCAAAAAAAACUUUGUUACGCGUGCCUGGCGCCGGGGUGUCUGGCGUCCUUUCCAUCGUUGUUACAAAGUCAACAACUCCCAUCAUCUCACUGAAAGGGAGUUUGGCAGACAAGACGUUUGGCCGAGAAGGAGCUAUAACGAACGGCAUGGUUUGGGGACUUUUCCAUCACCUUCCGCGCUUCAUGGAGUCUGACAGCAAACGUUUCCAGCCCUGGAGAGACUACAUGGGACUGUCGGACACAAUCAGAGAGAUCCUGGGCCGGCACAGGGUCAAUGAGUCCGCACUUCCAGCCUCUAAAGCACCGCACUCCGAAUCUGAUGACCUGUGCGAGACACUGAUGUCUGUGCGCAUAGGGAUAAACACAGUUUGCAACCUCGGGGCAACCUGUGCGCCACAUCUCUACGGUAUAUCCACGCUGCCAGGCUCGACUCAUCAACGCCCACCCGAUGCUUUGUGGUAUACUACAGACCCGUUUCGUGCCGAUCCUUCAGACGCAGUGAAUUUGAAGCCAGUUUCAAGACCGACGGGCUCCCGGGGUCCUAAAGAACGCAAGAAAAGCACUCGUUUCAAAAGCCCCGAUCCUCCGUUGUUACCGGCGUCACCUGAGCGCAUGUUCUGCAGUUUCUGCAAGCACAACGGGGAGUCCGAGUUGGUUUGCGGAUCCCACUGGCUGAAGAACCAGGCCGGAGAUGUUUUGUGUCCCUAUCUGCGGCAGUAUGUGUGUCCUCUGUGCGGAGCCACCGGGGCCAAAGCUCACACUAAGCGCUUCUGCCCAAAAGUGGACAGCGCGUACAGCUCCGUGUACGCCAAGUGCAGACGCUGAACUAACGG
Perca flavescens (yellow perch) is the source of this 833-nucleotide messenger RNA. Its product is annotated as nanos homolog 2-like. The transcript has a single exon. NCBI's taxonomy places the organism in Eukaryota, Metazoa, Chordata, Actinopteri, Perciformes, Percidae. The coding region runs from base 148 to 825 and encodes 225 amino acids. The record is from RefSeq and is a predicted model, not a curated record. Gene Ontology annotation, molecular function: RNA binding; zinc ion binding.